Molecule: messenger RNA, 558 nt
Organism: Babesia ovata
Lineage: Eukaryota; Apicomplexa; Aconoidasida; Piroplasmida; Babesiidae
Exons: 1
Coding region: 1-558 (185 amino acids)
Source: RefSeq, a predicted model, not a curated record
AUGAUUGUUGUCUGCGUUCAGGGCGAACGAUCCAAGUUCUACGGCAACCUGCCUGGCCACGACCAGCAGCUGGAUUACAGCGCCUUGGACGGCGGGGAUGAGAUACUUUGUGUCAGGCGCGGGGGAACCGUUCUUCACUGCGCUAGUAAUCUUUUGGACUACCGCAUCUACAAGCGUAUCAAUCGUAUCUGGAAACUGAUCAAUUUUGUCCGCCUUAAGUCUGCUCUCGAAUUCCUUAACAAAUGUGUUGCAACCCUCCUUAAGAGCGGUAACGUAGCCUUUAAUUUUUUCGUUGGAGUGGGAAUCGACAGCAUCGAAUUGGCUUUUCACCACAUCACCGGCCGCUCCAGCUUCGCUCGUAAGCUGUUGCUUAAUAACUAUCGCGAUUUGGUUGUUGAGGUCCGUGUAGACUGCAUCGUUAUUCUUUUUCAUUCCAUAGUUCCCAUGAAACUUCUCCUUACCGUUGUCCCCGACAUAUUGCUCAAUAAAGGUUUUGAUCGGGUCCACCUUCAAAAUAUUAUUCUCAACCCAUCCCUGUACUUUAUGCUCAAACUGUGA